Molecule: messenger RNA, 237 nt
Organism: Entrophospora candida
Lineage: Eukaryota; Fungi; Glomeromycota; Glomeromycetes; Entrophosporales; Entrophosporaceae
Source: the annotation of a GenBank genome assembly
AUGGUGAAUGCUGUAAAAAUUCUUUUGGUAACAGAUAAUGCAUCUGCAAUGGAGUUGAUUGAUGUUUUAUCACCAUUUUAUUCAGCAACAUUACUGCUUUCAUCAUCCAAUUAUUCUACAAUUGGAGAAUUUCAUUUUACACUGGACACUAAACAAUAUUUUGAAUUACCUAAUGAAGCAAAAAUGAUAGCAUCAUUAUUGGAUCCUUCUACCAAAUGCUCAAACUUUUACAACUGA